GAUGAGGAGGAUGAAGACAUCGAUAACCUGGUGGAGAUUCAUCGCCUGACCACAGCUAGAAGCAGCCUGCGCAGCGGAACGUCCACGAGCACUCUGGGAAGUAUGAUGAGCCUCUAUAGUGAGGCCGGAGACUUCGGAAAUGUCAUCGUAACCGGAGAAAUCCUGUUCUCUAUGAGAUACGACGGCAAAACCCAGAUCCUAAGCGUGGUUGUGAAGGAGUGCCGGAACCUGGCCCACGGGGAUGAGGUGAAGAGGAGGUCCAACCCAUAUGUGAAGUCUUAUCUUCUGCCAGACAAGUCACGACAUGGAAAGCGCAAAACUACGAUUAAACGUAACAGUAUAAACCCGCUAUACGGGGAGACCUUACAGUACAUUGUCCCGGAGUCCAUUUUGCUCACCAGGACCCUCCAGCUCUCUGUUUGGCACCACGACCGCUUCGGACGGAACACGUUUCUCGGGGAGGUGAACGUUCCGCUGAAUUCCUGGAACUUUGACAGUAUGAUGGACGAGUGUCUUCCUCUUCACGGGAAGGGCGCAGCCGACACCGGCCCCGUAUACAGAGGAGAACUGGUCGUGUCCCUGAAGUACAUCCCCCCCUCCAGGUCCACGGGCGGAAGCGAGAGGAGGAGAGGUAAAGUGGAGGAAGGAGGAGAACUGCAGGUUUGGAUUAAAGAGGCUAAAAACCUGACGGCCGUGAAGCCAGGUGGGACCUCCGACAGCUUCGUGAAGGGGGUUAUACAAUGGACAACCUGUGGACUGGAUGGACUCUACGGGGGAGGAGCUCGGUCUGUGGACGAAGAUGACACAAUAUCCAGGUUCCUGGGCUGAGGGGUCCUUACAGCUCCGGCCCACCAUGGGCAAGUAACGCCCGAUCCAGGACCAGAAGGACUUGGCCUCCAGCGUCUCCUUAUAGGACUCUAUAUAUCAAUAACACUUGUAUCUUCUAAUAAUAUUGUAUAUUUUGGUGAUUAUGUCUUAUAUUGUGGAUUGUUGUUAUACGGAGUAAACGUGGUGGGGAGGGGAUUCUGGUUCUGAUGAUUUAUACAAUUAUUAAACUUGUAUCACGUUAA
Messenger RNA from Hyla sarda, 1070 nucleotides. RefSeq names its product synaptotagmin-like protein 4. The record is from RefSeq and is a predicted model, not a curated record. Gene Ontology annotation, biological process: intracellular protein transport; exocytosis. Gene Ontology annotation, cellular component: plasma membrane; exocytic vesicle. Gene Ontology annotation, molecular function: neurexin family protein binding; small GTPase binding; phospholipid binding. NCBI's taxonomy places the organism in Eukaryota, Metazoa, Chordata, Amphibia, Anura, Hylidae.